GCAGUUUCCUGGAGAAGCCACAGGUCCGCGCGUAAAACUCUCCAUUUGUGACGUUUUUACGCACGAGCCUGGAGCCGCUCAUCCAAACCGUCCUCGUGCGUAAUCUGAUAUUUGAGCGGGGUGUUUGGAAUAAUCCCACAGUUUUCCUUGAAGCGCAGGACUCUGAAGACGCGCGCAGGACGUGCCACAUCGCAGAGACACAGAGAUGAGCUCCGCGCUGCUGGUUUUAGUCUCUUUUUGGGCUCUGGUUCUGGGCUCUCCGCGCUGCGACCCACAAGUCCGAGGGCACUGCAGGCCGAUCAUAGUGGAGGAUAAACCCAAAUGCACAGAUGUGUUACUGUCUUAUUGCGACGAUAUGUCCUACACCAAAACCAUGUUCCCCAAUCUCCUCGGCCACAAAACCCGACACGACGCCGAGUCCGGGGCGGAGUACCUCCUCAUGAGCGUGGUGGAGUCUCUGCUCGGGGGGGAGUGCAACCCGGAGAUCCGGAUGCUGGGCUGUUCCGUGGUGGCCCCCCGCUGCGACGGUGGAAACGUCCUGAGGCCCUGCAGGUCCACGUGCGAGGCGGUGCGGUCCAGGUGCACGCCCGCCUUCGACGACAUCCGCAUGGCCUGGCCCUACUUCCUCGACUGUGACCGCUACUUCACCAGUGAAGAAGAGGGAUGCUACAACCCGCUGGAAGGACUCGCAGGCCAGCAGCAGCUCGAGGCCCAGAACGACAGCGUGGAGAUGGCUCUGUCCGAAGACCCGUCCACAAAGAUGCAGUUCUUGUAUCAGUCCUACACACAAAUGAACAACAUCUUAAAGAGAACUGAGGAGCGGUGUCCCGACAUCGCCAAGACGUACAGCAUCGGACAGAGCACAGAGGGACGGGAGCUGCUGGUCAUCGAGUUCUCAAACAACCCGGGACGACAUGAGCUGCUGGAGCCCGAGGUGAAGUACGUGGGGAACAUUCACGGCGACGAGGCGACGGGACGACAGCUGCUCAUCUACUUGGCCCAGUCCUUGUGUUCCGAGUAUCUCCAGGGAAACCAGCGCGUCCAGGCCCUGGUCAACAGCACGCGCAUCCACAUCCUGCCGUCACUCAACCCCGACGGGUACGAGGCCGCCGCCGCGGGCCGGCAGGACAGUCGCUAUGACGAUGAUGAGGACCAGGUCGCGAGUGAAAACUGGAACGUGGGUCGAACCAACGCCCAAAACGUCGACCUCAACCGAAACUUCCCCGACCUGACGUCCAUCGCGUACCGUCGCCGUAGAAACAAGAGAUACCGCACUGACCACAUCCCUAUCCCAGACUUUUACUGGUUUGGUAAGGUGGCGCCGGAGACCUACGCCGUCAUGAAGUGGGUCCGCUCCAUCCCGUUCGUUCUUUCUGCGAGCUUCCACAGCGGCGACCUGGUGGUUUCAUACCCCUACGACCUCUCCAAACACCCCCUGGAGGUCAACAUGCUCUCCCCCACGCCUGACGACAAGGUUUUUAAGUUUAUUUCUAAAAUCUACGCCACGUCUCACGAAAGCAUGUCCAACGAGAACGCGCAGUGUGGGUCCUCUCGAUCGGGAAGUAAAGCGGGGACGAUAAACGGAGCGCAGUGGUCCAGUUCAGCAGGAGGGAUGCAGGACUUUAACUAUCUCCACACAAACUGCUUUGAGGUGAAGGUGUCGCUCGGCUGUGACAAGUUUCCACCUGAAGAGGAACUUUUUAACGUCUGGCACGAAAACGCAGAGGCUUUACUCGCGUUUGUAGAAGCAGCCCAUCGUGGGAUCAAAGGCACCGUCACAGACGAGGAGGGAAACGCCGUCAAAGGAGCUCGGAUUUCAGUGCGAGGAAUCAGGCAUGACGUCACGACAGCUGAAGAUGGAGAUUACUGGCGCCUCCUGACCCCGGGGAUCCACAUCGUCUCGGCCCACGCUCCCGGUUUUGCCCGCUCCCUGAAGAAAGUCCACCUGCCCCCGAACAUGCACACGGCCGGACGCGUGGACUUCACUCUGCAGCGGUCGGGACCCGAGACGAGCGCGCCGGAGGACGACGACUCUCUCCCCUCGAUGGGCACGUACGAGCGCUUUGACCCCUACAACCAGUACCAGCGCUACACCUCCAGGCCAGCGGAGGCAGCGCAGGCGCGGGAGGAGAGAGUGGACAAGCCCUGGUGGUGGAGCUACUUCACGAUGCCAGGUGGACCUCCUCCGACGUGGCUACUCAAACUAUAGACCCGCAGAGGGAGAGCGGUAUCCACACAGCUUUUUAAACCAGUACACAAGACGAGGAGCGGCGUUUUUACUGUACACGACCAAAAGUAUAAUCGAGAAGGCCUGUCACGAUAACGCAGUUUGAAGUACCGUAGAUCGCUGAAGUAAAUAUACAUGAUAAAUUAUCAUAUUGAAACCCGAGAGCAGAUUUAAACCACAAAAACUACACUUCUGCAUCUAAAAUAUUGUUAAAAAUCAUGAGCUGCAAUAAAUGAAACACUUAAGUCAAUAGUUUGCGUCUAGAUGUUAUUAAUUUAACUUUUUACAGCUUAAAUAUCAUCAUACAGACAAAAAAAUGAUCAAAAAAAUAGUUGGAUAUAGUGAUUAUCGUGACAGGCCUAUGAUCCAGUAUUGUGACAUAAAUAUUUUUAAAGUAUUUUACUGUUAUGUUUUAUUAAAGAGCUUUUAUAUGAGCUGAGAGCGUGAGGACGUGAUUUUGAGAUGAAUUUAAACAUUUAUGAGGUGCAAUGUGUCAGGGCUGUCACUAGAGGGCAGACAACACUAACACUAACAACCCUGACAAGAACAACAACACUAACUACAACAAGAACAACACCAACAACAACACUAACUACAACCAGAACAACAACACCAACAACACUAACUACAACAACAACACCAACAACACUAACUACAACCAGAACAACAACUACAACAACACUAACUACAACGGCAACAACACUAAAUACAACAACAACACCAACAACACUAACAAUACCAACAAGAACACCAACAACACUAACUACAACCAGAACAACAACGCCAACACUAUCUACAACGCCAACAACACUAACUACAACAACAACACCAACUACAACACCACCAAAUACAACAACACCAACUACAACAACACCAACAACGCUACCUACAACAACAACACCAACGACAACAUAUAUAUAAUUACAAUUUGAAAAAAAAAUCAUGAAGUAAACUCCAAAAUCGAGUCUGCCAUAAGAACAAAGGACCAUGUAUCUGUACUUUACUUAAGUAUAUUUUACAGUGUGUACUUUUUACUUUUACUUCAGUACAUUUGAGAGCAGUAUCUGUACUUUCUACUGCACUACAUUUUUGAACAGGACUGAAAGUAAAAAGUACUUUUCAUAUGAUUUGAGGGGUUAUUUUUACCGUGUUCGUGCAAACAUCCUGAUUAAAGUUUAAGAGUUUGAGCUUCAGAUUUGAGCAAAAAUAAAUACACAAAAUUCAUCAGAAAAAUUAUGAAACUGGUUGGUAUUGUUGUGUCUUUUUGAAUCAAUAGCUUUACAUUCACACUUACAAACAAAUAAACAAUACUUUUACUUAAGUAGAUUUUUUCAUGUGAUACUUUUACUUCAGUAAUUUUUACCUGUGGAUCUGUACUUUUACUUAAGUAACACAAUGUUGUACUUCAUCCAUCACUGUCCAAGUAUAAAGUAUAAAAGUACCAGACUUGUAGAUCUCAGGAUUUACAAAACACAAACAUGUGGAGUAAAACAGUGAACAGUGACACAGAGGAGCCAUUACACAGAGCUGCUCAUCGUCAAACAACAAAACACUCAAAAAAAAAAACUGGACGAGGAACAGAACUGGGGCAUUUACACUUUAUCACUCACAGACUGGGAUUUUGGCCCAGUGUUUCAAACGGGCAGGUCUCCAGACACAAAAACAGGUUCUUUUGAGCAGAGACAUUAUCGAAGUAAUUCAAAGUGUUUUACAGAAUAAGAACAUAAAACAUAAAAAUCACAAAUCAAAAAUAUUAAUAAUUAUUAAACAUAAAGAGAAGAGGCAGAAUAAAACUCUUUUUCUGUCACAGCAGAUAAACAGAACUAAGUCUGGAUUUAAACAUAGUCAAAGUCGAGGCCUGAGUUUAGUCCUGGUUUAGUUUAGACUCUGGACUCCAGCAGGGGGCUGGGACUAAAGCAGAACUAAAGCAGAACUAAACCAGGACUGGUUCUAACAUGUGGUGCUCUUUGGUGCUGGUCCAUGGAGAGACUUGUUCACACUGAGCUGCUUUAAAGUCUCUGAGCCACAGGAGCCACAGACCUGAGCCACAGGACACAUGUGUGAAGUACUUCCUGGUUCUAGUCCUGACUCGAGCAGCAGUGUUCUGGAUGUUCUGUUCUGUCUUAAGUCUUGAUAGUUUUAUGUGUUAAAUUUCACUUGAUGCAUUUAAAAGUCUCUGUUUUCUAUGUUCACAUUAAAAGUCACAUUUAUUC
Molecule: messenger RNA, 4440 nt
Organism: Periophthalmus magnuspinnatus
Lineage: Eukaryota; Metazoa; Chordata; Actinopteri; Gobiiformes; Gobiidae
Product: carboxypeptidase Z-like
Exons: 11
Coding region: 206-2209 (667 amino acids)
Biological process (GO): proteolysis
Molecular function (GO): zinc ion binding; metallocarboxypeptidase activity; protein binding
Source: RefSeq, a predicted model, not a curated record